Messenger RNA from Coniophora puteana RWD-64-598 SS2, 1654 nucleotides. RefSeq lists its product as uncharacterized. The transcript has 6 exons. Gene Ontology annotation, biological process: regulation of DNA-templated transcription; DNA-templated transcription. The record is from RefSeq and is a predicted model, not a curated record. Gene Ontology annotation, cellular component: nucleus. Bases 66 to 1559 code for a protein of 497 amino acids. Gene Ontology annotation, molecular function: DNA-binding transcription factor activity, RNA polymerase II-specific; zinc ion binding; copper ion binding. Lineage: Eukaryota; Fungi; Basidiomycota; Agaricomycetes; Boletales; Coniophoraceae.
CUCCUUCUUCCGCUGCUGCUGCUCUCCAAAGGGGAAAGGCUUGUUUGCCAUGUCGGCGAAGAAAAAUGAGGUGCGACGGCACGCGUCCCGUCUGCGGCCAAUGUACUCGGGGUAACCGAUCCGAGGACUGCGAGUAUACGGAUGGACAGAGGCCUUCGAGGACGCAAACGCUGGAAAACGACGUUGCACGUCUACAGGCACGCAUACAGGAACUAGAGAACCCCGGAGCAUCAGCGCCAUCAGUAACGCUGCACAAUCCAUAUGCAGGAUCGACGUCCGCACACGCGGUGCCGAGGCUUUCGAUACCCACAUCCGCAUCUCCUAUUGCCUCAACCUCUUCUAGCGAAUCCUACAACGUCUAUGCUACUCCUCAAACAAGUCAAGGCAUAAUGCCAAUGGAGGAGCCACCCUAUUAUCUAUUACGGGCUGCUCUAGAAUCGACUAUUCCUAUGUCCCGGGCUAUUGGGUUUUUCUUUAACGUAGAUCGCUUCCGUCUGGCUGUAACGUCUGCGAGCGGCACCGCCCGCCCUUCCCCUGUACUUCUGAACGUUAUCACGCUUUGGCAUAUUCAAGUAACCCAGGCGGCUGAGCUCGCCGGUAUGGAAUCCCUUCUUCUCCCUCGCGUACUACAACAACUACCAGACACGAUUGCAAACGCUCUUCCAGAGGAGCUGUUGUUCGUUCUGCAGACAGAACUUAUUCUCGCACAUUACUUUCUUCGUAUCGGUCGUUACCUCGAGGCUCGUUACCACGCAAAUGCCGCGACAUCGCUCGCGCUGAGCAUGCGUUUGCAUAGACAAGGGUCCAUCGACCCUCCGAACAUGUUCACCUACGUGGGAUCGCUACAAAACUGCGAGCUCCCAGAAGCGAACGACGCGAUCGAAGAGGGAGAGCGCAUCACCGCAUGGUGGAACGUGUUCACGCUUGAUCAGACCCUCUCCGUCGUCCUUUCCGUGCCUCCUACCAUCCCCUGCACUCGUCUGUCUGUCACGACGCCCUGGCCGCUGGAUAUGACGACAUACGAGCGUAGCGCAACGCGUUCGCCCGGUUAUCACGGUAGAACCGCAACACCAGGCUCUAUUCCCUCGCACACCGACGUCCUGCGGGCCAUGCUCGCCCAUUCUGACAACGCUAUCGAGCAGACAUCGUCCAUUGCCGGCCUUAAUGCGAAAGCAGCUGCGUUGCUAGCCCACGCCUCCUCCGUCUCAAGCCGCUUCACAAUCGAUCCACGCAUCGCGCAAAACCCAGACUUCCGCACGCAACACACCGCGCUGAGCAACCUCAUCGAACGGUUCCACCAGGCGCUCCCGCCGCUGAGCGACGAAACCCCGCCCGAGAUCAUGCGCAGCCUGCUCGUCAUUUACGUCUUCACGAACCUCGCGGCCGUCCAGCUGCACCACGCCUUCCGCGAUGUACUGCCUUCCUCUGCGCAUCUGAGCUCCAAUGCUGCCCACGCUGUCAUCGGCAUGAUCAACAACGCGAACGCACGGGGUAUCAGGUUCUUUAACCCGAUACUGCAGAUCAUGUACUCGGCGGUUGUUCGUCAGUUCGGGUCGUAAUCCCGCUCGUUGGCGGUUCUCGCUCUUUGAUGCCACGUUCUUUUGCUAUUCCAUUAUCUCCCUUUAAUUUUUUUUACGUUACUUGGCUAACUUUG